This is a messenger RNA of Drosophila willistoni, 875 nucleotides long. Its product is annotated as serine/threonine-protein kinase CBK1. The transcript has a single exon. The record is from RefSeq and is a predicted model, not a curated record. Bases 150 to 803 code for a protein of 217 amino acids. Lineage: Eukaryota; Metazoa; Arthropoda; Insecta; Diptera; Drosophilidae.
CUGACUUUAGUUUUCAGUUUUGGGGCUAACCUCACACCGAACAGAUCACAGUACAAAAUUUUCGGUUAAAUAAAUUUAUUUUUAUUUUUCCUGUUCCUCCUUUUCGUUUCGGCCCCUCGGUCUUCGUCCUUUUGGCAAUUUAAACCGAGAUGCCUUGCAACGACGAUGGCGAUAAACCCUUCAAUCCCUUCUACAUUGGACCACAUCCCAGCAAGGCCUGUGCCACAGCCGAACCGCCAGGCCAGAAGUGCUCACCGUGCUCUCCGAGUAGUGGUCAACAGAAGCAGGCAGCCGGUGCCAACACAGAGCCAACUACGACAGGAGCAGGAGGGCCAGGAACCUCAGCUGUGGGCUCAGGACCAGCAGUAGGCGGCGCCAACGAUGAUCCAACGUGUCAGCUGAACAAGCCAGUAAGUGCGAACGAAUCAGGGACUACAAGCUUAACGCAUGAGAAUAAUCAUGGAGUGGCAGGAGGAAUCGGAGCCGGAGCUGGAAUCGGCGCUUCUAUGGCUGGUAGCUCCAAUGUGGCUGGCGGUCUUUUAAUUGUUGGCAUGGCUGGGCCAACAGGCGGUGUCGCUACCAUUUAUAGCACUGGUCAAAUACCAAUCGGAUCAGCAAUGCCGACGAAUGCUCUCGCUCCAUCCAAUGACCCGGCCCAACCAAUGCAAGCGGCACAGGCGAAAAAACCAACAAAAGACGAUUCCCAAUCCCAACAAAAACAGCAGCAACAACAGGGUGAACAGAAACCCUGCCGCACAUAUCCAUGUAUGGAGAGGAGUGGCCAACGCGAUGGAGGAUGCUAAAAAUUUUGCAGUACCCUACACAGUACAACACCACACAAAAUAGCCCCAAAAUAAAACACAUUUUUAUUUAAA